Messenger RNA from Dacryopinax primogenitus, 2205 nucleotides. RefSeq lists its product as uncharacterized. The transcript has 7 exons. The coding region runs from base 1 to 2205 and encodes 734 amino acids. NCBI's taxonomy places the organism in Eukaryota, Fungi, Basidiomycota, Dacrymycetes, Dacrymycetales, Dacrymycetaceae. Gene Ontology annotation, molecular function: protein binding. The record is from RefSeq and is a predicted model, not a curated record.
AUGGAAGGACGCACUGAUACGGAGACGAAGGCGGAUGGUCUGAGACAUGCCUCCUCCCUCAUCCAGAGGGAGGGUUCGCGCCCGAAAGCACUCACACCAUUCGCAUCGCCAACAAGCCAUGGACUGGCCUUGAGAUUGAGGAUUGCGAUGAUGGAGAUACCCCAACCAGCGCUGGCUCUGCACUAUUCAGACGGCGGCUCCCUCCUCUCCACCCCCCCCCCGCACAUAGGCCCCGCUACUACACCUGAGAGGUUCCCUGAGCCUGAAGACAAGGGCGUGCAGAUGGCUCAGGGCUACGCCUCCGCCUCGACCGAGACGACGUCUUCACCCAGCAAUGCCACUAUUACUCCUCACCAAGACCUGUCCUUCAAGGGCUCAGUGACCGCAAAUGGCGAUGACGCUGACAUGGUGGACGUAGUUGUGGACUCUGCUUUCGAGGACGAAGGCCUGCUAGAGUUUUUGAAGAGAAAGGAAGAACUGGCUCUUGGAUAUAGGAGAGGUGGUUUCGCACCAUUAUCCUGUCAUGAUAGGUUCGGUCCUGAGAACCAUCUUGCGCCGCGUCAGCACCCUGCCCGCGUCAAAGACUUCGGCGCUGCACACUCGCAAGGGUCCCGCGUCAUCGACUUCCUCUCUUCCACCACCGUGCUCGACAUGCAUCAUGUAUGGGAAAUCGAUGAGCUCGUUCGGCACAUUCUCAACCAGCUCGACAAACAAGAUCUGGCUCGAGCGACGCGUGUAUGCAGGGCAUUUGCGCAGCUCACUCGACCUCUGCUCUGGGAGGACCCAUUAUGGCGUCAACUGCAACACCUCCUACAGCCGGAUGUCGACGGCAACUACCCUUCUAAAUGCUUCUUGAGGAAUAAGCGCUAUGUGAAGGACAUAGCAGUGUGCUUGAGCUCUAACUCAGAAGACGCUCUCGCAAUGACGACAGAUAUGAUUCUUCUGCGCGGAUGGGAUCCGAUCCCAUUCUCCAUGCUUCGUUCAGUCAACUUGACGGGCUCAUCGUGUGUCCAUCUGGUGGCUGUCGAGUACAUUGUACAUGCGGGACUCGAACAACUUUCGGUGGAGAUGACCGACGAAACGUCUCGCCCCUCAGCCUUUGCGAACACAGCCCUCAUGCAGCAGCGCGCCCACUAUACGCUGUCCUUUCUCAAGACUCUGUCGACUGUGGCCCAGAAUCUGAAAUUGCUGAGUUGGAACUGCUCUGGAUGGAUCGAGGAUGAAUGCCCGGAAGUUGUGCAUGGGCUGGUCGAGACGAUUCGCUCGCUGUCGCACUUGGAAACCGCUGUUCUUACCGACAUAUGUGAUCUGGUAUUGCUCCACGCGUUAUCCGAGCAGCCAAAGUUGAAGAACCUUACUGUCAAAGGCUGGUCUCGGUCUGAGGCUACGCCUUUCCUAGCUCUAGGUGACCUCGUUCUAAGCCGGCUGUGGAAGCUUGAAUCAUUGACUUAUCGCCUUGUGGACGAUGUACCAGAACCCGAAGAUGAUCUCCUGUUCCUGUUCAUCACCGUCGGCAGAUCAUUCUCGAGACUCGAAAACUUGUCGCUUAAUCUUCUCUGGUCUCCAUCUCGAGUUGGGGGUAGCGCUCUGAAGCAGCUAACGGCUCUCCCUCAUCUCCACUACCUCGAAUGCCGCGUGCAUGCUACGAACGACGAUGAGAUGAACGAUGCCCUUCUCGCAGCUCUUGUAUUGAACUGCCCAGAGCUGGAAGUUGUGGUACUUCAUUGGGUCCAUCUGCAGGCUGUAACGAUGAGCGAAGCGGCAGCUUGGUCGACAUCGAUCCCUUGUGCCAGACUCUCACUCAGUAGUCUGCAACCAUUCGCGAAGCUCAUCCACUUGAGGCAGCUGUCGUUUCAUUCUGUCUCGCCGCAAUUCACGGCAGCUCUUGAUGUGACUCGGCCUUCCGACAAGCCGUCCUACAUUCCCAGCGGCUCUGAACCCCGCGAUGGCUUUUUGCAGCUGGACAUAUAUCUGCCUAGAAUCCUGGACCGUGGCCAGAUACUGGAUCUGAAAUCUGCACUAAUGGCCCAGGAUACUUGGCACGAGGUGGACGAGAUGCAGGAGGGACGAGAAGUCUGCGACUUCUUGACAGCUUUGUGGCCGCGUAAGCGGGUCAUCCUGCGUAUUCAUGAAGGCUUCAGCGCGAUAUGGAUGGCAGCAGAGCAACUCCUUCGACGGGAGGCUGCGGACGGUAUGACGAAGUGA